Molecule: messenger RNA, 1555 nt
Organism: Syzygium oleosum
Lineage: Eukaryota; Viridiplantae; Streptophyta; Magnoliopsida; Myrtales; Myrtaceae
Product: gibberellic acid methyltransferase 2-like
Exons: 3
Coding region: 166-1428 (420 amino acids)
Biological process (GO): methylation
Molecular function (GO): S-adenosylmethionine-dependent methyltransferase activity
Source: RefSeq, a predicted model, not a curated record
ACACCAUGGUAUAAUGGGAGGCUUACAAAUACCCCCUUCUUGUAUAGAAUGACUCUAAAGCAAUAGUUUCAGCCACGAGAGUGGGUGACAGAGAAAGAGAGAGAGUCUUGUAUUGCCUUCCUGAGAGAGUCUUCAGGUGUCUUUCAUCUUGCUGAGGUAGAAACAAUGGAAUCACCACCGAUCAGUCCGGCGAUGGUAUCAUCAGCAUCAGCCAAGGAUGUCACGUCAGAGCCCAACGGUAAUGCAAAAGAGUGGCACAGCCGGCGCUGGAUGUGGGGAGGGCCGAUAAGCCUCCACAGAAUCCUGUGCAUGCAAGGCGGCGACGACGAUGGGAGCUAUGCCAAGAACUCAGACGCGCCCGCGUCUGCAAUCACCCUGUCGAAGCCCUUGCUCUUGAAUGCUAUUCAGUCCAUGAAGCUCUUCCUCACAUCCAAGCACGACGAUUCGUUGAGGAUAGCCGAUCUAGGCUGCGCCACGGGGUACAACACGUUGGCCACGGUCAACAUGGUCGUGGAGGGCCUGAGGAAGAGGUACGCGGAGGAGCUGGGUUUCGAGCCCGAGUUCGAGGCCUUCUUCUCCGACCUCCCCUCAAACGAUUUCAACUACCUGUUCAGGACGUUGAGUGGGGUGGUGUCCGCCGAUUGUACUAGAGAGAGAAGCAGGCACCGCUACUUUGCAGCCGGCGUGCCCGGGUCGUUCUAUCACCGCCUCUUCCCGAGGGCAAAGCUUCAUGUGGCCGUGAGCUUGAGCGCCUUGCACUGGCUCUCUCAGAUACCGGAAGAAGUCACGAACAAGAGCUCACCGGCGUGGAACAAGGGAAGAGCAUGGAUCGAUGGGGCCAAGGACGCGGUGUUGGAGGCCUACGCGAGGCGGUCUGAGGAGGACCUGGACGACUUCUUGCGAUGCCGGAAGGAGGAGAUCGCGGAAGGCGGGAUACUGUUCGUGCUGAUGGGAGGGCGGCCGAGCUCUCAGCAGCCCCGCAACCAGCUGGGCGAUCCGGACUCGAGGGACAAGCACCCCUUCACCACCUCCAUGGACCAAGCUUGGCAGGACCUCCUGGAUGAGGGCUUGAUAGAUGAAGAGACAAGAGAUGGGUUCAACAUCCCGGCGUACAUGAGGAGCACGGAGGAAGUGGAGAGGGCAAUGGCCAAGUGCGGCGGGUUCGAGAUCCAGAGGAUGGAGUACCGGAGGAUCCGAGAGCACUCCGAGGAGAAGCAAGAGGAGUGUGCCCAAGACCCGGCCUCGUACGGCCGGUCCAAGGCCAACCUGGUCAGGGCCACCCUCGGGCCCAUUGUCGAGGCCCACCUUGGCCGGCCCCUCGCCUGCGAGCUCUUCGACCGUUUCCAAAGGCGGGUCGCCGCCGAUCUCGGCCUCCUCACGAAGACCUGCUUCUACGGCGUCAUUGUGUUGUGUGCUAUCCGAAAAUGAGAAGACGGUCGAGCUUGGGUUUACACGGGUCACGAACCGUGUAAUAUUCAUUUUUCAAGAGAGAGACUAUAAUGUCGGAAUUCGAGAAAAAGAAAUGGCAAAUUAAUCUUCUCUUCUCUUUUUUCUU